Hydra vulgaris (swiftwater hydra) is the source of this 1635-nucleotide messenger RNA. RefSeq names its product NADH-ubiquinone oxidoreductase 49 kDa subunit. Gene Ontology annotation, molecular function: quinone binding; oxidoreductase activity, acting on NAD(P)H; NAD binding. The record is from RefSeq and is a predicted model, not a curated record. Lineage: Eukaryota; Metazoa; Cnidaria; Hydrozoa; Anthoathecata; Hydridae. Gene Ontology annotation, biological process: mitochondrial electron transport, NADH to ubiquinone.
UGAUUUGAUUUGGCUCGCGGCGACAGGAUCUUAUGUUCUUGUUCGGGUUUCCGUGUUGUUAUACUUAAAUGUACAACGGCAUUUAAAGAUGGCGUCUACUUUUAAUUAUUGCAUACGAAGAGUGCCUAAGUUAUUAAAAAAAAGUGUGUUAUUGAAAGGAAGAAGAUGCUUAACUCAACUGGAUCCAAAUAUUUCAAAAAAACUUUUAGAAAGACCAAAGUUACCUGGAAUUUUAGCUGAGUACACUGGACAUGUAAUGUAUCCAGAUGAAGAUACAGCAAAGUGGGAUGAAGAAGAAUUUGAGGUUGAAAAGCUGGUUACUAAUAUGACAUUAAACUUUGGUCCUCAACAUCCAGCUGCUCAUGGUGUCUUAAGGCUUGUUUUGGAACUAAGUGGAGAGGUAGUUGAAAGAGCUGAUCCCCAUAUUGGGUUACUUCACAGAGGUACAGAAAAACUGAUAGAAUAUAAAACCUAUUUGCAGGCUUUACCAUAUUUUGAUCGUUUGGAUUAUGUUUCCAUGAUGACAAAUGAACAGGUUUACUCUUUAGCAGUUGAAAAACUUCUAAAUAUACAAAUCCCAGAAAGAGCUAAAUGGAUUAGAGUCAUGUUUGCUGAAAUAACUCGAAUUAUGAAUCACAUAAUGGGAAUCACAACACAUGCUCUGGAUGUAGGUGCAAUGACUCCUUUCUUCUGGAUGUUUGAAGAGAGAGAAAAACUUAUGGAGUUUUAUGAAAGAGCAUCAGGUGCACGAUUACAUGCAGCUUAUGUUCGUCCUGGAGGAGUUGCAUUGGAUAUACCAAUUGGUCUAUUAGAUGAUAUAUGGCAUUUCAUGUCAAAAUUUGGUCAACGCAUUGAUGAACUUGAGGAAAUGCUAACACAUAAUCGUAUUUGGAAGCAACGGUUAGUGGAUAUUGGUGUUGUGAGCACCGAAAAUGCUCUUUCAUAUGGAAUGUCUGGCGUUAUGUUGCGAGGUUCCGGCUUUAAAUGGGAUCUUCGUAAAUCUCAACCAUAUGAUGCAUAUGAUAAAGUGGAGUUUGAUGUGCCAAUUGGUAAAAAUGGGGACUGCUACGAUAGGUACUUAUGUCGUGUUGAAGAAAUGCGUCAAAGUGUGCGUAUCGUUGAGCAGUGCUUAAACAAAAUGCCUCCAGGUGAAGUUCGUAUUGAUGAUGCUAAAAUUUCUCCGCCUAAAAGAGCUGAAAUGAAGGAGUCAAUGGAAGCUCUUAUUCAUCAUUUUAAACUAUACACUGAAGGUUAUUCUGUUCCUCCUGGAGAAACAUACACUGCUAUUGAAGCUCCCAAGGGCGAAAUGGGUGUGUAUUUAGUUUCAGAUGGUUCCAACAAACCAUACAGGUGCAAAAUAAGAGCACCUGGUUUUUAUCAUUUAGCAAGCAUUGAUUAUAUGUCUAAAGGCCAUAUGUUAGCAGAUGUUGUUGCUAUCAUCGGAACCCAAGAUAUCGUAUUUGGUGAAGUGGACAGAUAGUUGUAACGAAUCAUUAAAGUUUGGGAACUUUAAGAAAUUUCAGUUUGUUAAUUUGUUUUUUCUGAACAUUUUUUAAAAUUAAUUUGUAAAAUAAACUCAAAACCUUACUAACAGCAAAUAUUUUUUAUUUGUUAAAAAAAUGACUUUUAAAUAUA